Dichomitus squalens LYAD-421 SS1 is the source of this 2317-nucleotide messenger RNA. RefSeq lists its product as uncharacterized. The transcript is spliced from 5 exons. The coding region runs from base 215 to 1894 and encodes 559 amino acids. NCBI's taxonomy places the organism in Eukaryota, Fungi, Basidiomycota, Agaricomycetes, Polyporales, Polyporaceae. The record is from RefSeq and is a predicted model, not a curated record.
CUCCCUGUCUCUCCUCAUCGUCCUCGACACCCACCAUGGCUGCUCGUCGCUGACCGCCCAAUGUGAGAACCUCUCAUCAGCGUCCACAACGCAUGUCGCCCGCCCGUGACUCCCUUUCUUCCUACGUUCGCAUAUCCUGGCCACGUCUUACCGCUACUCUCGUUCCCUGUCUCAUUACUCCUUGAUUAUGGGUGGCGUCUCAGACAGUACAGCCAUGACGGGCACCACUGAGGGCCAAGGCCUCUUCUCCCUCGUCGAGGCGGCGACCAUAUCUUCACCCAUUCCCACCCCUCGAGAAUCCUCCGUUGAUGGUGGAUUUGCUCCCGGAAGCCUCAAGGGUGCCAACAGCUUGGGUGUGAGUGUCGGGAGCACUAGCAAGGUUCACAGCGCCAUGAAACACCGCCGCCUCUCAUCCACGGGUCAAACUCGGAGGAGGUUGAGUGAUGCACGGGAGGCAACAAGCCGACCUUCGCCAGUGAUGCUCCAGACCGCUGCUGCGGCACUGUCAUCUUUGGCAAACCUGUCUCUGGCGGGCUCUCCCCCUCCCCAAAGCAUACCCCAAUCCGCAACUUCUUUCGCCUCUGCCAGCGGACAGCUGACUCCGUCAUCGGCCACCAUGAUGCCGAAGAUUGAGGUCAAGGACGACAUCAUACCGGACGACUCUUCGGCGGCUGCUCCGGCCAAGACGGAGAUCAAUGGCGCUGGGAUCAGUGUGACCAAGUCUGGGAAGAAGAGAGGUACAAUCUUCAAGUGUGAGAGUUGCUCCAAGGUAUACCGACACCCUUCGUGCCUAAUCAAGCACAGAUGGGAGCACUCUCCACAUUGGCGUGAAGCAUCCAAGUUCCUGCUGAGCAAACAUCAACAAGUGCAAUUGCUGGAGGCGGCUGCUAUUCUAUCACAUCUCGCGCCCUCUGCGUCUGGCGGGACAUCCCUUCCAGAGGAUCGUUCUUUGUGGCCAUCCUUCCUCUCUGGUGGGCUUCUUCCGCCUCCGGAUCAGGCCAACAUUGUCCAGGAUACGAAGUAUUCCUCGAAGGCUCAUGCUUCCUCCGUCUCCACGUCGCUCGAUCAGCCCAUUACGUACCCGACGUCGAGCUCGGUUCCUGUGCCGUCCUUCCUGUCGACGAGGUCUUCGUCCGCGUCAGGCCUUGGCUCCAAUGUAGGCGCCGCGACGAACACCGGGCGCUCCCCGUCGGCAGGUCCGCGUAUGCACGAUUAUGCGGUCCCAUCGUCAGGUGGGUUCACGCACGUCCGCCCCGGCGUCGUCGGCGUCCCAACGAGCACCCACGCAUUCCAGCAUCCGCCCACGGCGCACGCUCAGUUGGAUGUUCGUGCGCUGACUCCCGGCCGCAGUACCCCGAGCAACGGCACCCACGCCUAUCCCCCGGCCGCACACCGCUCCGCCCCCGUCCCUGUGCCUGCAUCCGCUCGGGAUGCCUACCGCGAGCCUCACGGUCGCAACGGCGACGGAGGAGCGUACAGCUUCGUGAGCGGCGCGUCCGUCUCGGACGCGUGGAGCUCCCCGGUCUCAGUCGGCUUCGCGCAGUCGUCGUUCCGCUCGUCGGUCGAUUCCGUGUCCGCGUCGUUCUCGGCGUCGUACUCCGCGUCUGGGGUCGGGCACUCGUUCUCCGAUGGGGCGGGGGGCUGGAGCUUGCCGCGCUCGUCGGUGCGCUCGGGGUCGCUCAGCCGCAGCCACAGCGGGAGCGUCGAUAUGGAUGGACCUGAGCGGCCUGAGGGUGAGUUCGUCGACGUCGAUGCCGUGGGCGUGAGCGAGGACGGGGAGGGCGCGGGCGCGGGCCGGUUCGGGGGGUUCAUCUCGAGGGGGUGGAAGGGCCAGCCUGCGCCUGCGAAGAUCGAAGAGGAGUGGGACGGGAUAGAGAUGGAGAUGGAGAUGUAGGUGUGAUCGCUAGGGUCCAUCUGCCGUGUUGGCUCCGGAAGAUGAGAAGAUCUCGGACUGUUGUUCAUGUGAAGUAUCGUUGGUUUUCGUGUAUGUUACUACUCACGAGGAGGAAGAUUCGUUUGACCGGUGGCGGUUCGUUCGUUGUCCUGCACUUGGCGGGCAUCCCCUUCUAUCAUCUCAUCGUUUUGUUGGAAGAUGUACACAUAUCAUAUCUUCGGUCUACGCUGCACGGUUACGUCCCUCCGCCCAGUUAUCAUCUAACCACGUCUAUUGUCGUUGUCCGUCGUCUGUCGUCUGUCGCCGCCUAUGUGUACAUGAUUAUCCGUUGUCGUUGUUCCUGUUGUGCAACCAGUACGUGUAACUCCUCUGUACUCACUACUAUGUGUCUCGCAUCGCUCGCUAUAUAUUCGGACGUUCACC